Messenger RNA from Drosophila mauritiana, 1668 nucleotides. RefSeq names its product probable G-protein coupled receptor Mth-like 11. The transcript has 6 exons. NCBI's taxonomy places the organism in Eukaryota, Metazoa, Arthropoda, Insecta, Diptera, Drosophilidae. Gene Ontology annotation, molecular function: G protein-coupled receptor activity. Bases 57 to 1655 code for a protein of 532 amino acids. Gene Ontology annotation, cellular component: membrane. The record is from RefSeq and is a predicted model, not a curated record. Gene Ontology annotation, biological process: cell surface receptor signaling pathway.
UGCACUAAAAAGUCGGUAGAGCGGAGAACUAACCUAUUAAAUUAAAGUGAAUCACAAUGGGAAUGUUCAGAGUUGUGUACUUGGUCUUAGGUAUCCUUGUGAUUGGUGUUCAGUCCAGAGAUAUUCCAAACUGCGACUUUUUCGAUACGGUUAAGUUAAGGGAAAGUGAAAAACUACCCGAUGGAUCGUAUAGAUACGAGGAUGUCGUUAUUCCCGCGCAACUAACCGGAGAGUAUGACUACGAGAUUGACUACGAUGGCGAUAGGGUUUCCGUUCCCAAUCACAUCCGUGUCUGUGUCUGCAAACUGAAGACGUGCAUUCGGUUCUGUUGCCAUCCCAAAAAGCUAAUGGCAGGCAACUUGUGCUCCCAAGACAUAUAUGAAAACCUUACCUACGAAUACACCCUGGACAUAACACAACUCAACGGAUCGGUGAUUAAGAAACAUGUCUUAAAGGACAUGGUCGUGCAGCAGGAUCUUCCACUUCCUUGCGAGAGGCACUAUUCAUUGGAUGCGGAGACAUGCAAAUACGAUAUGUGGUCACUAUAUGAAAAUGGAUCGUUAUUCCGGCACUUCGAUCAGCGUUAUCUUUCAAAGCAGGAGUUUUGCCUGCAGCCCAAUCCGACAAGUACCGGGAAGAACUACAGCCUCAUUGUCGCCUUCAACUGCCUUCAAAUACCAUCUAUGAAAAUGGCAUAUGGUAGGUUUGAAUGUGUGCCGAGAUCCGGAUUACCGAAUGCUUCCAUUUCAGUCAAGUUCAGCUCCGUCUUCUUUAUGGUCAUUACAAUUGCGGCGUACCUUUGGCUGCCGAAAUUCAGAUCGCUCCAUGGCAAGUGCUGCAAUUUGUACUUCAUCUGCCUGGCCAUCACUUUUUUACUGAAUGUCAUCAGCCUGUUUGGAAUAUUUGAGCUGAAGACCCCAAUUUGCUAUCUCACCGGAUAUGCUGGCUACUUCACUGUAAUGGCCACUUUUCUCUGGCUUUCCGCCAUAAGUUUCGAUGUUUGGAGAAGAUUCGCCAUGCGAAAGUUCCAGGAUUUCUACAAGAACAAAAGGAGCAGUUUCUUUAACUACAAUAUUAUCGUGUGGAGCUCUGCUGGACUUUUAACGUUCAUCAUUUUUUUAGUCGAUCAAUUUGUUGAAACCAAUUUAGAUAAUCCGUAUAAUCCUGCGGUGGGAGUAUUUUCUUGUUGGAUAUUUACUAAUGGAUGGUCCGCAACGUUUUAUUUUUACGCCCCACUGGCGAUCCUAAUAAUUCUAAACUGCGCAAGUUUUUUUAUAACAACCCGAUAUAUUUACGUGGAGAACAAACAAAAUCAGAAAGUGCUAAAUAAAUGCGAACAGCAAAAGCUUUCCAGGAACCAUGCCAACUAUCGAAUAUAUCUUCGCCUGUUUAUCAUAAUGGGCGGAAGUUGGUUUCUCGAAAUCAUUGCCUUUAUAUGCGAGAUGGAGAAUAUGUGGAAUCCCUUAAUUAUUCUAAACGAUUACAUAAACUGCAGUCAGGGUAUAAUAAUAUUUGUAGCUACAUUCUGCAACCAGGAAAUGUUUAGGCUAAUACGCAAGCGCAUCCAAAAUCGAAAUAUUACUUCCGUAGACUUGACCAGUACGAGUCGUCCUGUGGAAUCUGAGAAAAUGGCCGACGUGGAAUUAAGAGAUUGAGCAAAAUUAAGUA